This is a messenger RNA of Pecten maximus, 4456 nucleotides long. RefSeq lists its product as uncharacterized. Gene Ontology annotation, molecular function: nucleic acid binding. The transcript is spliced from 3 exons. The record is from RefSeq and is a predicted model, not a curated record. The annotation marks the transcript as partial. Lineage: Eukaryota; Metazoa; Mollusca; Bivalvia; Pectinida; Pectinidae. Gene Ontology annotation, biological process: DNA integration.
AUGGAGUACGAAAAGUGGUUAGAACUUGGGGAGAGACUGGGUUUUAAAGAAACGGAGUUACAACAGUUUGUCAGAGCCAAGGAACAGGAGUACUUGGACAGAGAGGAGAGAGCGAGGAAGCGUGACCAAGAAAAGGAGUACAGAGAGGAGGAGAUACGUAAGCGUGACCUCGAGGAGGCUGAGAAAAGCAGGCAAUUUGAGUUGGAAAAGUUGAGAAUGCAGACUGACAUUGAAAUGGCUAGACUGAAGAUGGAACAAGAGAGAAGCGAGAUGUCAAGGUCAAACUCCGAAGAGGCUAGGUCAAGGUCACUGCGACCCAAGCUACCUAAGUUCGAUGAACAAAAGGAUGAUAUGGAUGCAUUUUUAGAGAGAUUUGAGAAGUUUGCCAUAGCACAGAAGUGGAAUACAGAUAACUGGGCGGUGAGUCUCAGUCCACUGCUCACUGGUAAAGGACUACAAGUCUAUUCAAGCAUGCCAUCGACGCAGAUUGAUGAUUAUGAUGAGUUGAAGAAGGCACUACUCAGAAGAUAUGAGCUUACUGAGGAAGGAUUUCGCUUGAAGUUUAGGGAGAGUAAGCCAGAGAAGGGUGAAACCGCCUUCCAGUUUGUGGCGAGGUCAACACGAUAUUUGAUGAGAUGGGUUCAGAUGUCAGAGAUUGAACAUUCAUUUGAGGGAUUAACAGACCUUCUUAUAAGGGAGCAAUUUAUCCAGACUUGUUCAUCAGAGAUGUCUCUUUUCCUCAAAGAGAGGGCACCAAAGGACGUUAAGGAAUUAACACGGCUUGCUGAACAAUACAUGGAGGCUCAUGGAGGAAAUAUCUCCAAACCUAACAAGGUCGUUGGGUAUAAUUCCAAUAAGGCUAAUCAUUCACCUCGUCAUAACCCCCAGCAAAACCCAAAGGUUAGUGACAAGACAACAGAUGAUAAAGGUCAAAGGACACGUCGCUGUUUUAUUUGUGGAGGUGAGGGUCACAUCGCUCGAGAUCAUGCGGAAGGAGGCAAGAUUGGGUCAAGGCCACACAAGGGUAGUCAGAGUAAAGACACCAACAAGGCGGCACUUUGUAAGGCUUCAAGGAAGAAAAAGGAAGUAACAGAGGAUUGUAUUAGGGAUGAGAUUAGCAGUAAGAAGGAAUCAAGGAUAGCGAUAAUGGGACGUAUUAGACUGGAAGACAGUGGAAUGCCUGUUCAGCUUGGAUACGUGGGAGAUCACCCAGUGCAGGUUCUGAGGGACACAGGAUGUAGCAGCGCUGCUGUUAGGGAAGCUUUAGUAAAUCCUGACCAGAUCACUGACAAGGAACUCCCAUGUAUACUGAUUGAUGGAACAGAGCGGAUGUUCAGAAUGGCAAAGAUUGAUGUUGAUACCCCUUUCUAUGUAGGGAAGCUAGAGGCAAUGUGCAUGAAGGAUCCAAUCUAUGAUCUGGUAAUCGGUAAUGUCGACACAGCAAAGUUAACGGCUGAUGUUGAUUGGAGGCCGCUUUCAGAAGAAAAUAAGACAGCUGCAGUGAUGACUAGAGCUGAAGCAAAGAGGGAGAAACAACCUAUAAAGCCAUUGAAUGUCCAAGCAAAGGAGGUGGAUUUUGUUGGACUGGAUGGACUACAGAAAGCACAACAGGAGGACAAAUCACUGAACAGGUGGCACGAGAUUGCAAAAACUAAGGAAGGUAACCAAGGUGAUAAGUACCGAAUGGAGAUAAAUAACAAUAUCUUGUACCGUAUCUACAGACAGAAGAGAGGGAAGUUGGUUGAAGAUGUACGACAGAUCGCUGUUCCAGAGACAUAUAGGGAGAAAGUGAUGUCACUUGCACACGAGUCAAUUGUUGGAGGGCACUUGGGAAUACAGAAAACUAUCGACAGAAUUUCGACAAGUUUCUACUGGCCUGGAAUGACUAGUGAUGUGACACGCUACUGUAGGUCUUGUGAUAUAUGUCAAAGAACCACACCAAAGGGCAGGGUAACAAAGGUGCCUUUGGGAGAGAUGCCGUUGAUUGAGGAGCCUUUCAAGAGGGUAGCAGUAGAUUUGAUUGGUCCAAUAUACCCCUCGUCAGGAAGUAAGAAUCGUUACAUACUAACAGUUGUGGAUUACGCGACAAGGUAUCCUGAGGCCAUAGCAUUACCCAAGAUUGAGACGGAGAGAAUAGCAGAGGCGCUCAUGGAAAUAUUUUGUAGAGUUGGUUUCCCGAAGGAAAUACUAAGUGACAGAGGGUCACAGUUCACCUCAGGACUCAUGGAGGAGGUGUGCAGACUGGUGUCAGUCAAACAACUGUUCACAACACCAUACAACCCGAAGUGUAAUGGUUGGUGUGAGAGAAUGAAUGGGGUUCUGAAGAGCAUGUUAAAGAAGAUGUGCCAAGAACGACCACAAGAUUGGGACCGGUAUAUUCCCGCUGUAUUAUUCGCAUACAGGGAAGUCCCACAAGCAAGUACUGGGUUCUCGCAAUUUGAACUACUGUACGGGAGGACAGUUCGCGGGCCCAUGCAAGCGUUAAAGGAGAUAUGGACUGAUGAGGCAGAUGAGAAAUCUGAGACGAGGAAUACAUACCAGUAUGUUCUCAACUUAAGAGAUAGGUUAGAAGAAACCUGUAAGAUAGCCAGAGAAAGUCUACUUAAGUCACAAGGAAUUUACAAACACCACUAUGAUAAGAGAACAAAGAACCGUCAGUUUGAGGUCGGACAAAAGGUGCUGGUGUUGUUACCAACAGACAACAACAAACUUUUGUUACAGUGGAAAGGACCAUUUGAUUUAUACGUUGAGCGAGUAGACGUCAAAACAAAAUGUAAAGCAACAUGUCCAAUAGGGUCAGCAAAAGAGACAGUAGCUGGAAUCGCAGUUAUCGAGGCUGAAGAUGAGAACGACUGUGGAGCUGUGGACGAUGAAAACCUGCUAGAGUUAGGUAACCUAUCUGGAAAGGAGACAUUCAAGGAUGUUGAAAUCAGUGACGAAUUGUCAGAAGAUCAACAGUCAGAGGUGAAAGCGCUUCUAGAAGAAUUUCAGGAUAUUUUCACGGAUGUCCCCGGAACGACACAUCUACAGACACACCGUAUUGAGACAACCAGUAAUAAUCCUAUCCGAGUUAAACCGUACCCAAUACCGUAUGCCAAAAGGAAAGAAGUGCAGGAGGAAGUUAAGAAAAUGGUAGACUUGGGAAUAGUAGAACCCUCGAAGUCUGCAUAUAAUGCUCCGAUUGUCAUGGUGAAGAAAAAGGACCAAACCAAUAGGGUGUGUAUUGACUUUCGCAAACUAAACGCAGUGACUCAUUUUGAUCCUGAGCCAAUGGGAGAUAUUGAUAAUAUUAUGACAAAGCUUCACGAGGAUAAAUAUUUCUCAAAGUUCGACCUUAGCAAAGGCUACUGGCAAAUACCUGUGGAAGAGAAAUCACGACACAUGACUGCAUUUUCAACGCCAGAAGGUUGUUACCAGUUUCGGAAGCUUCCAUUUGGUCUAGUUAACUCAGGAGCCACAUUCAACAGAAUGAUGAGGAAAAUGCUGGAUGGUAGUAGGAAUACGGACCAUUAUGUCGAUGAUAUUCUUAAUCAUAACAAGACAUGGGAGGAACAUGUUCAAGAUCUUAGAGAGCUAUUCUCGAGAAUUAGAGAUGCGAACCUAACGGUACGGCCGUCAAAGUGUAUGAUAGGCUACAGGACACUAGGAUUCGUAGGCCAUACUGUGGGUGAAGGUGCAAUUACCAUGGAGAAAGAUAAGCUGGAGAAGAUUCGAGACGCACCACAACCGAAGACAAAAAGGCAGGUCAGAGCAUUCCUUGGACUAGCGGGGUACUACCGGAAGUUCGUCCCAAACUUUGCGGAUAUUGCAACACCACUCUCAGACCUCACCAAGAAGGGAAAACCAAAUCAGGUGGAUUGGGGACCAGGAGAGGACAAUGCAUUCAGAUGUCUAAAGGACCUCUUGAUCACGGCCCCUGUUCUACGGCUGCCUGACCUUUCAAAAAUGUUUAUUGUACAGUCUGAUGCCUCAGAUACUGGUUUAGGUUGUGUUUUACUACAAGAACAUGCUGAUGGUAUAUUUCCAGUCGCCUAUGCAAGUAAAAAGCUACUUGACAGAGAAAAGAAUUACUCCGUUAUCGAAAGAGAAUGUUUAGCUAUUAUCUUUGCUGUCAAGAAAUUCCAAAUGUACUUAUAUGGGCGAGAGUUUGUACUCUACACAGAUCAUAGGCCAUUGGUGUAUAUCCAAAAGAGCAAGAUUGAGAGCAGUAGGAUAAUGCGAUGGGCAUUGUUUUUGCAGAAUUACAAAUUCCGCAUCAAAAUGAUUAAAGGAUCAGAAAAUGUAGCUGCAGAUUACCUAAUUUUGUUUUCAAAAACGCAAGAGGAGUUCCGGGUGAAUUGGAGCUUGGGGGGAGGAGGCGAAGGCGCGGAAAGUGAAUGGAAGAUGGAGGAUGUGUGCUCAAUUUUGAAAGGACGAUAUGGACAGCAAUAUGAUGAUGAGCAACCGGAAGUGUCGG